This is a messenger RNA of Aspergillus eucalypticola CBS 122712, 1323 nucleotides long. RefSeq names its product general substrate transporter. The coding region runs from base 1 to 1317 and encodes 438 amino acids. The record is from RefSeq and is a predicted model, not a curated record. Gene Ontology annotation, cellular component: membrane. The transcript has 4 exons. Gene Ontology annotation, molecular function: carbohydrate:proton symporter activity. Lineage: Eukaryota; Fungi; Ascomycota; Eurotiomycetes; Eurotiales; Aspergillaceae. Gene Ontology annotation, biological process: carbohydrate transport; transmembrane transport.
AUGGCACUCCAUUGUCACGCACUGUCGCUUGCCCAGUUGAUUCUGGUAGUAUGCCCUGCCUUUAUUCUCUUUGGCUACAAUCACGCCGGCGUUGGCGGCCUCGUAUCUGUGGAAGACUGGACCACAACCUUCCCUGAAAUCGAUACCAUCCACACGUCAGGCGCAGUGAAAAGCCACAAUUUAACAGUCCAAGGUGUUGUUAUUUCGACAUUUACCCUUGGUGCAUUGGUUGGGUCUCUUUCAUGCUCAUUAGUUGGUGACGUCUUGGGAAGAAGAAAGGUCAUAUUUGCAGGCUCACUUGCAACGUUGAUUGGGGAAGCCCUAUGUUGUUCCUCUUUUGGGCUCGCUCAGUUGAUUAUGGGAAGGCUUAUAAUUGGAAUCGGCAUUGGAAUGCUUAGUGGAACAGUACCUGUCUGGCAGUCCGAAUGUUCAUCGGCACAUAAUAGGGGCAAACAUGUUGUUCUGGAUGGCCUUUUCAUCAGCGCCGGGUACGCAAUAACGUCGUGGGUUAACCUGGGACUCUACCAAGUCAAAACCGGUUCAGUUGCCUGGAGAGUGCCACUGGCAAUUCCGGGGUUGAUUUCGCUUAUCCCCAUGUUUUCAAUUUUCUUUCUCCCAGAAUCUCCUCGAUGGCUUGUUCAAAAGGGCCGCCUUGAGCAGGCUCGUGCAACACUCGUCAGUCUAAGCGUUGCAUCAGUCCGGCCGGAGGACGUGAACGGCGAUAUCGCAGCAAUCCAGUCAACACUAGAGAAUAACUCUCGUGGUGUCUCAAUAAUGGAUAUUUGGCGCCCGAAUGAUGAAAAGCAAAUGUCGGGAGGAAACCUUAUCUCAGUCUACGCUCCAGUUAUUUUCGAAGAUAACCUCCAAAUGACCAGCAUGAUGUCUCGAAUACUAGCUGCUGCGACGCUCUCGUGGAAGUUCUUCUCGUGUUUCGUGGCUUUUUACUGCAUCGAUCGGUUCGGUCGCCGCGUGGUGUUUAUUAUCAGCGGGUCGGGAAUGUCGCUUUGUAUGCUGGUCUUAGCAAUCACCACGAGCUUUCCACAUACAAACAAGCCCGCUUCCAUUAUUUCGGCGCUUUUCAUUUUCUUGUUUAACUUUUUUAUUCCCAUCGGGUUUCUGGGUGCAAACUUUCUAUACUGUACCGAGGUAGCGCCGCUCCGGCUGACAGUUGCUAUGGCUUCGAUCUCAACUGCAAAUCAUUGGCUUUGCAUUCGAGGAAUUGUUAGGUCGUCUUAUCGGCCUCCAAACUCUGACGCAGAAAGACGAGUUUCAUUUGAUAAAAGUGAGGUUGAAGAAGUUGAGAACAAGGACCUCUAGAUAUAU